Messenger RNA from Acanthopagrus latus (yellowfin seabream), 1265 nucleotides. Its product is annotated as prolyl-tRNA synthetase associated domain-containing protein 1-like. Bases 346 to 855 code for a protein of 169 amino acids. The transcript has 4 exons. The record is from RefSeq and is a predicted model, not a curated record. Gene Ontology annotation, molecular function: aminoacyl-tRNA deacylase activity. NCBI's taxonomy places the organism in Eukaryota, Metazoa, Chordata, Actinopteri, Spariformes, Sparidae.
AAGAGUAACAAAAUGAAUAAAAUAGAAAUGCUAGUUAAUAAUGAUACAUAUGUUAAAGGCAUGUGUAUUAAUAUUCUGUCUACAGAGACAAAGACUGACACCUUAUAGACUCAUCGAUACAUUAUAACAUGAGACACUGUAAACAUCCUCGAUCAGGAUUAUCGGUGUUACAAAGUGACAGCAGCCUGGAGUCACUUCACUUCCGUCCAGCAGGGGGCAGCAGCUUCUGCUCCUCCUCCUCUUCUUCUUCUUCUCCUCCUAUUCUUCUUCUCCUCUUCCUGUAGCUGCAGCUGUUUCUUCAUCUUCGGUUCAUCUUAAUUCAUACAAAACACGUUGAGGUUUGAGAUGUCAGCAGAUCUGCGGACGCAGCUGGAGAAACAUCUGGAGGCGCUGGACAUCCAGACGACCUGUGUGGACCAUCCGCCGGUGUUCACGGUGGAGGAGAUGAUGCCUCACCUGCAGGACGUGGGCGGAGCCGUCACAAAGAACCUCUUCCUGAAGGACAAGAAGAAGAAAGGCCUGUGGCUGGUGUCGGCCCGCCACGACCGCCAGGUGAACCUCAACGACCUCGCCAAGAAGCUCGGUGUUGGCAGCGGCAACCUGCGCUUUGCAGACGAGGCGGCCAUGUUGGAGAAGCUAAAGGUGGGUCAGGGCUGUGCGACGGCUCUCGCUCUGCUCUUCGAUGAGGACCAGAGUGUGAAGUUCGUUCUGGACCGGGACCUGGUGGAGGGAGGCCACCAGAUGGUCUAUUUCCACCCCAUGACCAAUGCCGCCACCAUGGGGCUCCGACCAGACGACCUGCUGCGCUUCCUCAGGGAGACGGGACACGAACCCAUCCUGGAGAACUUCGAGUAGGACGAAAACCUGGACCAGGGUGGCUUGCGGAGAUCACACCAGGAUAUGAACUGGACUGGAAGAGGACCCGCAGAGGCUGCAACCAAAAACAAGAUGAACUCUAAAAACUGAAUGCAGAAAGUCUUUGAUAAGAACAUGAAGACCCAAAACACUCUGACAUAUAAUGAUAGAAAGUUCUGAUUUUAAACUGAACCGGACCAUUUUCACUUCCUCCUCAUGUCAUGGCCCAUCCGCUCUACUCUGACUGGUGGUAAAUGUAAAUUCUGAUUCUGUCACAUUUAUUGUGUAAAAUAAAAAUACUGUCUGGAAAUGUGAGUUCAGACAGUCAGAGGGCUGUGAUGACGCGCUCAGCCUCAUUACACAGUAAACAUAAAGAAACGGUGAUGAUGUCAUCACAGCUGUAAUCUGAU